AUGGCCGACGAUGGUAUGCUGCGUCUUAUGGUCAACCAUCUCAGCGAGUCUGGACGGCCCCCUUCCGACAUUGUGGCAUUUGUUCACACGGUUAUCGAUAAUCGUUUGAGGCCCGCUCUCCAGCCAACAAAGAGUGGCUCGCUUUCGGAUCUCCGUAUUCUAUCUAGGCCGGCUUGGGAAGCUCUCGUUGACAUUCUCGCAGAUGCAUUGCGGGACUGGUACCAAGGAGGUUCCGGAACUGACUCCAAAUGGGCUGAAGAAGUCGUACACCUGCUGCUAUCUACGUCACAAUACCUCCUUCCUACUGUUUCCCCCUCUAUCCGUGCUCUCUUGGAGAGCGAUGCGCAGCUGUGCAUUGUGCUCGACACUGCGGAGCGAACACACGUUGACCCAGAGACGGUCAUCAACUUCCUCUUCCUUGUCAUCAACCAUCGAGCGCAUUCUCUCGAUCCCGACGAUUGCGCCCGUACUCCUCAGCUGCCGCUUAAACUGCACACUUUCUCUGAACCUGCUCUGGCCAGCAUAUGCUCUAUGCUAGCAGGGGCAUUGAGCUCUAACGUUUCCCGUGCGGACUAUCGUUCGAUGCCAGCAUGGGCGUAUAACGCACUUCUGUUGCUCCUUUCGGACUUUCCGCUGCCCAGUGAUCCGGGUCACAUUUCGCGUGCUCUCCUGACUUGCUUGGACGAUGCCGAUUUGUGGUCGGACCAAGCGCGAGAGACCAUGAAGUGUAGAACUGGACGCGAGCUCGCGGAGCGAAUCUAUGGAGAUAGGCCGUUAUAUCCUCUUUCCAUCCGGCUGCUUUGCCCCCUUAACGACAUGAGCCCAUCCACAUCCGCUGGCCCCUCGCAUACAUCAUUUCUCGUGAACGUCCUUCAGUUCUACUCUUCGGUCCUUCUGCGCAAACUCGGUUCAAACUUACCAGAGACGCGCCCGCUCUGGAGUAUUCUGCGCUCCAAUCCGGAGCUGUUCGAGAAUUCAUCCGCCCGUCCGAUUCUCAAUGAUCUCUGGGAUUUUCUUCGCGAGUCUUCACGACUCUAUCUUGAGAAGCUCGCUACGCGCGUUGUGGUCGGAUUUGAGGACGUCUUUCGGGCGACGUUGGAGUUCGGCAUGCGACAUCCAGAUGUCAAAGUGCAAGAGGCGGUGCAGGAGCUGUGGCGGGACGUGGCUCGGAACGGCGAAAGCGACAUCGUCAGGUUCCAUCUCACCCUCCUCACCGCUACGAGGCGUCGUGCACGUCUUGCGGAUUCACUCCAACACCUGGCCGCGCCUGUUGAACUCUUGCAGCCCAUAGCAAGCGAGCUAGAACUUCGUUCUGUUCGUCGCUAUUCUGAAGAUCUAGAAGAGCUCGACCAUGUCAAACUGUGCUCGCUCUGCCUGGAGCUAUACAAGGCAGAACUGACGCUCCGUGGCGAACGUGACGGAGCCCUGGCCCAAGAUCGAACGUCUCUGUGGCUGGAUCUCGCCGGGUGUCUUGACGGAUAUCGCGAGCGGAUACAUUCUGGUGGUUGGCCCAUCCGCAGAGAACAGAAGUACUGGCACGAUCCAACUUGUCCUGCCGAGACGCUUCGCCAGUUGCUAGACCAGGAUCGCAUCUGGGCCGACCAAUGCAUGAAGCUCAUACGAGAACUCGAGGCUGGCAUUUUCAGGGCGGGACAGCCGAAAGCAUCGAUCCCGGAUAAGCUGAAGGCGGCCAUCUCGUAUUUUGCGACCUCCGACAGCGGCCUCGCGAGCUCGAGCACUCUGAUUUGA
Messenger RNA from Phanerochaete carnosa HHB-10118-sp, 1749 nucleotides. RefSeq lists its product as uncharacterized. Bases 1 to 1749 code for a protein of 582 amino acids. The record is from RefSeq and is a predicted model, not a curated record. The transcript is spliced from 2 exons. NCBI's taxonomy places the organism in Eukaryota, Fungi, Basidiomycota, Agaricomycetes, Polyporales, Phanerochaetaceae.